AUGUCGCAGCGAUUCUCCACCGCCGACGUUGCGUCGCACAACAAGGCCGACAACCUUUGGAUCGUUGUCGACGAGGAUGUGUAUGAUGUGACCAAGUUCCAGGACGAUCACCCUGGUGGCAAGAAGAUUCUGCAACGUGUCGCAGGCAAGGACGCCUCAAAGCAGUUCUGGAAGUACCACAAUGAGAGCAUCCUUAAAAAGUACCAGAAACAACUUCAGGUCGGCUCAUUGGACUCCAAGGCAGCUCCCCCAACGCCUCCAGCCACCCCUCCUCCCCAAGAAAAGGAGCUAGUUAAGCCGGAGGCGAACUCUGGGGUCGUUGCUCCCCAGCCAACUGCAGAGGCCGAGGAAGCCGAGGCAUUAGACCCGUACGGCGAUCUGAUUCCAUACGCUGAUCCUUCAUGGUACCAGUCGUACCACUCACCCUACUUCAACGAGUCCCAUGCAGCGCUCCGCGAGGAAGUCCGACAGUGGGUAGACGAGGAGAUACAACCCAACGUGACCGAGUGGGAUGAGGCGAAGAAGGUGCCGGACGAGAUCUUCAAACAAAUGGGCGACCGCGGAUAUCUCGCAGGUCUGCUUGGUAUGCAUUACCCUACGCAUUUGACGGAUAAGCGUGUAAAGAGCGUCCCUCCGGAAAAGUGGGAUCUGUUUCACGAGCUGCUGCUCACGGACGAGCUUUCGCGCAGCGGUAGCGGUGGUCUCGUAUGGAAUCUUAUCGGUGGAUAUGGCAUCGGUGCUCCGCCACUUUUCAAGUUCGGCAAGAAGGAGCUUGUCCAGCGUAUCGGUCCCAAGAUUCUCAGCGGUGAAAAGCGCAUCUGUCUUGCUAUUACUGAACCUGAUGCUGGUAGCGACGUUGCGAACCUGACCUGCGAAGCCAAGCUUUCCGAAGACGGCAAACACUACAUCGUCAACGGCGAGAAGAAGUGGAUCACGAACGGUAUCUGGUGCGACUACUUCACCACCGCCGUGCGAACAAGUGACAAGGGCAUGAAUGGUGUUUCCGUGCUCCUCAUCGAGCGUGAGGCUGGCGGUGUCUCAACGCGAAGGAUGGACUGCCAAGGUGUAUGGUCAAGCGGUACCACCUACAUUACCUUUGAAGACGUCAAGGUUCCGGUCGAGAAUCUGAUUGGCAAAGAGAACCAGGGCUUCAAGGUUGUCAUGACGAACUUUAACCACGAGCGUAUCGGUAUAAUCAUCCAAUGUCUCCGCUUCUCCCGCGUCUGCUACGAAGAGUCGAUCAAGUACGCACACAAGCGAAAGACCUUUGGCAAGCGGCUUGUCGAUCACCCUGUCAUCCGCCUCAAACUCGCACAUAUGGCUCGCCAAAUUGAAGCCUCGUACAACUGGUUGGAGAAUCUUAUCUUCCAAUGCCAAAAAAUGGGUGAGAUGGAGGCUAUGUUGAAGCUUGGUGGUGCCAUCGCCAGUCUGAAGGCCCAGAGCACAACAACGUUCGAGUUCUGUGCAAGAGAAGCGAGCCAGAUCUUUGGUGGUCUAAGCUACAGCCGAGGUGGUCAAGGUGCGAAGGUGGAGAGGCUGUAUAGGGAUGUAAGGGCGUACGCUAUUCCCGGUGGUAGCGAGGAAAUUAUGCUGGAUUUGAGCAUUAGGCAAGCACUUAGGGUACACAAGGCGCUUGGCAUGAAGUUGUAA
Didymosphaeria variabile is the source of this 1650-nucleotide messenger RNA. RefSeq lists its product as uncharacterized. The coding region runs from base 1 to 1650 and encodes 549 amino acids. NCBI's taxonomy places the organism in Eukaryota, Fungi, Ascomycota, Dothideomycetes, Pleosporales, Didymosphaeriaceae. Gene Ontology annotation, molecular function: flavin adenine dinucleotide binding; oxidoreductase activity, acting on the CH-CH group of donors. The transcript is spliced from 3 exons. The record is from RefSeq and is a predicted model, not a curated record.